Molecule: messenger RNA, 2089 nt
Organism: Anarrhichthys ocellatus (wolf-eel)
Lineage: Eukaryota; Metazoa; Chordata; Actinopteri; Perciformes; Anarhichadidae
Gene: inpp5a
Product: inositol polyphosphate-5-phosphatase A
Exons: 16
Coding region: 439-1680 (413 amino acids)
Biological process (GO): phosphatidylinositol dephosphorylation
Molecular function (GO): inositol-polyphosphate 5-phosphatase activity
Source: RefSeq, a predicted model, not a curated record
CCUAUCCUCUCUACACGGUGAAGGCAAUGGUCCUGGCAGAGAGUCCUGCUUUCGGAGGGAGACUUUUAACACUGCACUAAAGACUGGGGAGACACUCGUCGCUGAGAGAAUGCACCAGAGCCCUCGGGCACUCGCCGUGGAUUUAAAAACGGGAACUUUUACGAUGGCUCUGAACGCGAAAAAGUAGCACGCGAAGCCGCACGCCAACCCACCGCCGACGGACCGCCUGCUGCAAAGCAACUCCUCGUAGCUGCACGGCCACUGCUGAAAAUUAUGCUCCAGCCGAGCCGCCUCAAACCCCGGCUUCAGUAGCAAACACCCAGCGUUGUAACCCACUUUCGCGAGACAUUCUCCCGGCUUCUGUUUGUUUUUCCUCCCCGCUCCUCACCCGUAAAGUCCCGCUGUUCCAAGUCCUCGACCCACCUGCGAGAGAGAAUUAUGGCAGGGAAGCUGACAGCAGCGCAAGGCACAGGAAUACUGCUGGUGACGGCCAACGUUGGGUCUCUCUUCGAGGACCCCGAAAAUCUACAGAAGACAUGGCUGAGGGAGUUUUACCAGACGGUACAGUCGCACAAGCCGCACUUCUUGGCGGUGCACUGCCAGGAGGUGGGCGGGAAGAACUACGAGGCAUCCAUGUCCCACGUGGACUGUUUUGUCAAAGAGCUGCUGUCCAGUGACGCCAUGAGGGAGUACAGCAGAGCCCGCGUCUACCUCGACGAGAACUACAAGUCCCAGGAGCAUUUCACGGCUCUCGGAAGUUUCUACUUCAUCCACGAGUCUUUGAAAAACAUCCACCAGUUUGAUUUCAAAGCCAAGAAAUUCAAGAAGGUCGUGGGGAAGGAGACCUACUCGGAGACACUAGAGAGCACACCCUCCCUGGAGAAGGAGAAGUUUCCACAGGACUACUUUCCCGAGUGCAAGUGGUCCAGAAAGGGAUUCAUCAGAACUCGAUGGGCCCUGGCUGACUGUGCCUUUGAUCUGGUCAACAUCCACCUUUUCCACGAUGCUUCCAACUUGGUGGCCUGGGAGAAAAGCCCCUCCAUCUACUGUGGGACCAGGCAGAAGGCGCUGGGCUACGCUCUAGACAGGAUCACGGACCAGCGGCACGAGAAGCUGCCAUAUUUCAUCUUUGGGGACUUUAACUUCAGGCUGGACUCGAAGCAGGUCAUUGAGAGUCUCUGCUCCACUGCCACCAUGCAGACAGUCAGAGCCGCCGACACCAAUGAAGUCGACAAACUAAUAUUCCGAGAAAGUGACAAUGACCGAAAGGUUGUUCUUCAACUUGAAAAGAAGCUUUUUAAUUAUGUCAACCAGGACGUUUUCCGGGAAAACAAUGGGACCUCGCUUUUAGAGUACGACAAAGAGCUGUCGGUGUUCAAAGAUCGGCUGCAUGAACUGGAGAUCUCCUUCCCACCCAGUUAUCCGUACAGUGAAGACAGCAGUCAGGGGAAGCAGUACAUGAACACCAGAUGCCCCGCCUGGUGCGACCGAAUCCUCUUGUCUCCCUCUGCCAGAGACCUGGUCUUAAAGCCUGAAAACGAGGAGAAGUCUAUAGUGUAUGAUAACAUCGGGCCCAACGUCUGCAUGGGGGACCACAAGCCCGUCUUCCUGUCCUUCCGAAUAACAGCGGGGGCAGGUAAACCUAAUGCAAAUAAGCACAAGUGUUGUGUGGUGCAGUGAUGUCGUGGGAAGUGUUGCCAAAGGGGGGAGAAGAUAUUCCGUGAAGCGCCUCUGUGAGAGACAGGACACCAACACACACCAACACACACACACACCCAUGCACACACACACACACACACCCAUGCACAAGCGUACACUGAAGAACCUAGGCAAAGUUUUUCGGUAGUGCUGACCAGUUGCAGUUGUCCUGACACCUCAUCCGUAAGAAGACCCCAGCCGGCUUCUCUCUCCAUAAAACACUUGUUGAGAUGUGGACGAGCACCCGAGGGCCCCGGCUCCAGACAAGACACACAUCGCUGACCUCACUGUUGCCAUGCAACCCCAUUCCCCAGAGGAGAAGAAGAAGAAGAAGAAAGAAAGGAGAGAAAAAAAGGACUCUUCUCCAUGCCACAGCCUCAUUGCCAAAACU